This is a messenger RNA of Neopsephotus bourkii (Bourke's parrot), 1772 nucleotides long. It is a transcript of the gene P2RX5, whose product is annotated as purinergic receptor P2X 5. Gene Ontology annotation, biological process: response to ATP; monoatomic cation transmembrane transport. The transcript has 12 exons. The record is from RefSeq and is a predicted model, not a curated record. Gene Ontology annotation, molecular function: extracellularly ATP-gated monoatomic cation channel activity; purinergic nucleotide receptor activity; ATP binding. Bases 69 to 1376 code for a protein of 435 amino acids. Gene Ontology annotation, cellular component: plasma membrane; nuclear inner membrane. Lineage: Eukaryota; Metazoa; Chordata; Aves; Psittaciformes; Psittacidae.
GCUGGGAGGGAGGAGACAGCUCUGAAGGGGUUGGUGUGUCAGGUUUCCAUGCAGAGCACGUGUGGAUAAUGCGAGCUGCAACGCUGCUGCCUGUUCCAGCCACUGCGCGAGCCGGGAGCAUGGGGCAGGUGGCUUGGAAGGGUUUAUUUCUAUCCCUUUUUGAUUAUAAAACAGAGAAAUACGUCAUUGCGAAGAGCAAGAAGGUGGGGAUUCUCUACCGAGUGGUGCAGCUCUCUAUCCUGGCUUACCUGGUGGGGUGGGUGUUCAUUGUCAAGAAGGGCUACCAGGACACAGACACGUCCCUCCAGAGCUCUGUCAUCACCAAGCUGAAGGGGGUUGCCUUCACCAACACCUCGGAGCUGGGGGAGAGGCUGUGGGAUGUGGCAGACUAUGUCAUCCCUCCACAGGGUGAAAAUGUCUUCUUUGUCAUGACGAAUCUGAUUGUGACCCCAAACCAGAGGCAAGCCACGUGUCCUGAGGUAGGGAGAACUGAGCCCCUUGGCCCCCAGACCCCUACAAAACUGGGGAGUGACAGAAUUCCCGAUGCCCUGUGCUACAAGGACAGGGACUGCAUGGCAGGGGAGGCAGUGGUGGCUGGCAAUGGGGUUAAGACUGGCCGUUGUUUGAAAGACAGGGACAGCAUCAGAGGAACUUGUGAGAUAUUGGCCUGGUGCCCAGUGGAGAAAAGAUCCAAGCCCAAGAAACCGCUUCUCGCCAGUGCAGAAAACUUCACUGUUUACAUCAAAAACUCAAUACGCUUCCCCAAGUUUAAGUUUUCCAAGAUGAAUGUGUUGGCAACCAACAAUGAGUCCUACCUGAAGAGCUGCCGGUACAGCACGGAGCAUCCUUACUGCCCCAUCUUCCUCCUGGGGAACAUCGUUCAGUGGGCUGGGAGUGACUUCCAGGAAGUGGCCUCAGAGGGUGGUGUGAUAGGAAUUCAGAUUGAAUGGAACUGUGAUCUUGAUAAAGCCCCUUCUGAAUGUAAUCCUCACUAUUCUUUUAGCCGUCUGGAUAACAAGUUUGCAGAAAAGCCCAUCUCUUCUGGGUAUAACUUCAGGUUUGCCAAAUAUUACCGGGAUGCUGAAGGAGUAGACUACCGGACGCUCAUUAAAGCAUAUGGAAUCCGCUUUGAUGUGAUGGUGAAUGGCAAGGCAGGCAAAUUUAACAUCAUUCCCACUAUUAUCAAUAUUGGUUCGGGGCUUGCUCUCAUGGGAGCGGGAGCUUUCUUUUGUGACCUGGUGCUGCUGUAUCUGAUUAAAAAGAGUAACUUCUAUCGAGGCAAAAAGUACGAGGAAGUAAAGUCCACUUCCAGGAAAUCCUUAUCUAGUCCUACGCUGAAUGGGAAUCAGAGCCCUGACCAGGUCGGUGGGCUCUAGACACAGCGAUGGGUCUGCUGGCUGGGCUCGUGUGCCAGGAAAACCCUACAGGUGUUGAAUCACACCAGCACUGGGAGGUGGAGAUGCCCCACAUCAGGUCUGUCUUAUUACUGGGAUUCCCAGAGGAAAAAAAGUCCUCUAAAGACUGCCUUUCUUUCCCUGAGAUGUUCUCUGGUAUCCUGAGCUUGCAUGAGUGCGCCGUUUCUAUGGAUUUAUAAAAGGAUUUUAUAAAAGUAAAAAGAAGGCACCAAGUGAACGUUUUUGUAUCUACUGGUAGAUAUAUCUGUACCUACAACAGUCACUGUUAUCCCAAGGCUGUGCUUUGCUUCCAUGUGCUGGAAUGUGAAACACCACUGGCUCUCAGAGGGCUGAAGCUGAGAUACAACCCAUCCCCUG